CCGCUGCAUUCAAAGCUUGAACUUGUUGUUAAAUUCUGUGUGAGAUCUACCUAUGUCGGACAGAGACACUGCAUCACUGCUCAAAUUCACGGAGAAUGUGCUUCAAGAUUAUCGCAGUCUUAUUUCAGAAACAAAGCGGAGAUUUGUUCCUAUUAAAGAAGCAACUGAAUCACAAAUUCCUAAAUUAAGAGCUAUCAUAAACAGUGACACUGAACUCCGUGGAGCCUUACAGGGAUCGUGCAGUUCUCUAAUUUCUCCAUUUUUAAAUGGUUGCCUUUCGAAAAACCAGAAGAUAAUAGUAUUGUGUCUAACGGCACUUCAGCGUUUCAUCAAUCAGAGGUGUUUAUCAGAGGAUGCCUCUGAAGCUAUCGUUAGUACACUUUGGCAGCUUGCGGAGUCGAAUAUAGAGGAAUUACGCCUACUUCAGACGACCAUAUUGCUUCUCACAAGCUCAUCCUUGAUACGUGGACCUCAACUUGCGAAAGCCUUCACCAUUUGUUUGAAGCUUCAUCUUUCGAAGUCACCUUCCACUGUAAACACAGCAGCAGCAGCUGUUCGCCAAUGUGCAAGUGCUAUUUUUGACCGUGUGUUCAAGGAAGAGUUGAUCAUACAACCUACGGAUUCCAGUAAACAAAAAGCUACACCCGGAGUCGACGAUAUUCUUCCUGUUAACCCUCUGGACUUGAAGUCCUCUGAAAGGGAUGCCUAUAUGCUUUUUCAGGAUAUUUGCCUACUAAUAAGUGACGAUACAUGUAUUUGGUUGUGUGGCACAAUACAGAUAAAUAAAGUCCUGGGUCUGGAGCUAGUUGAAUCGCUUAUCUUUUCUUAUCCUAGUUUAUUUUGUCAGCAUCCUGCUUUUGCAUAUUUACUGAAAACGAAUUUAUGCCCACUGGUGAUAAAAUUAUUUUCUCCAAGUUUAAAAUUGCACUUAACUCCAUUGGCUACGUCUGGUGGUGGGGGGAUAACAGAUGUCGCCUCAGCUGCGUUCGCUGCUGCAACGGCUGCAUUAACUAGUGUCAGUGGAGUGACAUCAUCGUUGUCAUCACUAUCAUCACCGUCUGGUGUUUCGAAUGACGUGAUGAAUAGUGAAAAACCGAAUUUCGCAUUGUUUGUUCGUUUGAAACGUUUGGUCAUUGUCAUCGUCAAUCAUUACUUCCAUCUUUUGAAUACAGAAUGUGAAAUCUAUCUCUCGUUGCUUAUACGAUUUUUGGAUGUGAAUAAGUUAUUGUGGCAACGUGCAUUGGCAUUAGAAGUUCUAUUUAAAAUUGUGGAACAACCUGAAUUAGUUAAGCAUAUUUGUAUUUCAUACGAUAUGAGACAGCAUGCAACAAAAAUAUUUCAUGAGCUUUUAAAUGCUUUCGGACAGUACAUACAAACAUCUUUAGCCAAUCCAUGUCCAGGUGAUGAACUAUCUAAAGAUAAUGCUAAUCAAACACCGAAUCAAACGGUUCAUGUUGGAGGUAUCAAUCAAUCCAUGUUAUAUUAUAAAGGGAGUUAUUUUCCAAUCAAUAUACAAUCAAAAGGAAUGCUUCUUGAGAUGCUUGAUCGCAAUGAACCACCAAUUUUACCUGAUGGUUAUUGCCUUUCAUUGGCUUUAGUAUGUCUACGUAAAACAGUGGACUCACUAAAGGUCAUCAUCAAUGCUAAUGUUCCUGAAAUUAUUAAUCAUGGUGAUGAUGACAUUAAUAAUAACAAUGAGGAUAAUACUUCAAAAAAAAAUGAUAUUGUGUUUUGCAAACAAAUUGUAUCUAAUUCAUGGUGCAGUAUAUUAUCCACGCUCAGUUUAUUACUUGAAUCAAGUGCUGAUCAUCACAUAACAUCAGGUCUUCUUCAGUCUUUGCAAAUUAUGAUUGAAUUAAGCGGAAAGUUACAUUUGGAUGAAUCUCGAGAUGCUUUCUCUAUAACUAUGUGUAAAGCUGCACUGCCGUCUUCAUUUGGACGUUCUUUAUUGGCAACACAUUCUAAAAAUUGUUCGGUAAUAUCUCAGUUAUCUCCUAAUUUCAAUGGUGCAAAUAAUCAUGAUGAUAUAUUUGAACGUAGUGGAAUUGCUUUAGUGAUUUCUCAAGGUCCUGGCCAUACUGUUCAUAUUAAUCCACCUACAAAUAUCUCAUCUAUUCUUCAAAACAUAUCAAGUCAGACUACACCUACUGGACAUGUUCAAAGUGGAUCCGGAUCCACUGGAAAUACCGAUUCUUUGUCAUCUGGAAAUAUACUUCUUACUAUUAAACAUUUACAAGCAGCUUCUGCUGUUUUAACAACUGCUCAUGCACACGGUGAUGUUUUAGAUUCAUCAUGGAUUAUAUUUCUAACUACAAUGCAGCAUUUAGUUUGGAUGUUGAACUUGAAAAUUGAACCAUCGGCUAAAUUAUUUUUCAAACCUGUUCAAGAAUCAUGCACAACUCAUACAACAAAGGAAAAUGUUAAUUCAUCAAGUGAUACAAUAAAUGAAAAUGCUGAUACUGGAACUACCAGUACUAAUAUUACUACUGGUGUUGCUACUACUAGUACUACUAUUACUACUAAUAAUAAUCAAGUUCCUACACAAAAUAUCUCUAUGACAACACUUUUCUCAGUGACAUCUGAAUUAACAUCAUUAUCAUCAAUGCUUACACAAAUUUUUAUUCAGUCCAGCGAUUUGAGUGUAGAUGCUCUACACAGUUUUAUCUCAGCACUUUGUCGUCUUUCAUCAGAUGCAUUAGAAGCAGUGAAAAACAAUCGAGAACCAAGUCAGUUUCCUAUUGCUAAACUAACAGAGAUUGGAUUAGUUAACGUGCAUCGAUUGGAUUUAUGGUGGAAAAUUAUAUCAAAUCAACUAUUAACUGUGUGUAAUUGCACUCAUGCCACGCUCCGUCAGCUAUCUUCAAGCUGUUUGACCAGUUUAAUCAGACAAGCAAUUGCUGCUCCACAGAAUCCUCCUUUUUGGCAAAAUGAAGCAUUAAAUAUUCAAGUACUUGAUCCAUUAACGGAUUUAUCUGAUCGCAUUAUAUAUGAUGAUGUACGAGAAGAACAAUUAAAAUGUGUUCAACAAUUAUUACACUGUUGGGGUGAACAAGUACGAUACAGUUGGCUUAGAUUAAUUAAAAUUAUUGGAGUCAUAAGAGAAAGUUACAAAAUAGACUUGAUCCAGACAUCAUUUAAAUGCUUCAAAUUGAUUGUUACAGAUUAUUUAUCCACUUUACCGUCGGAUUGCUACUUAGCAUGUGUUGAAACUGCAGCAAGUUUUGGACACCAAAAACAAGAUUUAAAUAUUGCUUUAUCAGCUAUUGGGUCGUUACUUCAUUUAGCUGAUUUUUUUGUGGAACAAAAAAAUAUUCCACUUGUAGUAUCAGAUUCAAUUAAUUCUUCAAUUGAUUUAAAAGAAUUAUGGAUUUGUGUAUUUCAUAAAUUGGCUGAUUUGUGCUUAGAUCGUAGACCAGCAAUUCGAAAAUCUGCAUGUCAAACAUUAUUUAAUACAAUUGAAUGUCAUAGUGAACAAUUUGAUGAAGAUACAUGGUCUAAUUUGCUAUGGAAAAUAUUGUUCCCUUUGUUAUCGAAGGUGCAUAAUUUAUAUCAAAGUGCACCUGUUGAAAAAGUCGGCGAUAGACCAAAUAGUUUAUUAAUUCAUCAUAGUCGUGAUACUGCAUCAAAACAAUGGGCUGAAACAGUUGUAUUAACUUUAACUGGUGUAUCACAUUGUUUUAUAUCAAAACAAUCUCAUUUGUUAACACUUAGUGAUUUUAUAAAAUGUUGGCAGAUAUUACUUGAUUAUUUGAAAGUGACUGCUUAUAUGGAUAGUGGAGAAAUUUCAUUAGCUUCAUUAAAUUGUAUGCAAAUUUUACUUGAUAUACAACUCCCUUCUUAUCCUACACCAUCCUCAUCUUCAUCUACAACACCAUUGCUAACAUCAAAAUUGAUUUGGUCUGCGUAUUGGGAAACUUGGUUACAAAUUGGAAAACGAGCGAUAGCGUUUGCUCAGUCUAAUAAUAGUAAUAACACUUUUCCACUUACUACAAAUUUAUCUGUAAACUCUUCUGAUUCUCAAUAUAUUAGUGACAACAGUAAUAGAAUUGUAACGGUUAAUGAAAGUGGUGAAAAGAUUUGUUAUCCUCCAUUUAUAUACUUGCCAAGUAUAUCAUUUAUCACAUUAUACUUUGAUUUAUUCAUACCAAUAUUUAAUUAUAUUAAAGAAGAUUUUCAUCUGAAAGAUUUCGAUCGAUUAGCUGAAUUAUUACAAAUUGGUGUAUUAAUUCCAUUGUAUAUUAAUUAUUUAUUUCCAACCGUUUCAACUACAACUAUCAUGACUACACUAUUAUCAACAACACCUUCAAUGAUAAUUGAUGAUGGUGCAUUGAAUUCGUUACAAGAGGCUGUAUUACGUUGUUUAAAUUGUCUUGUACAGAAUUUCGGUUCUGAUCAAAAUAAGGACGAAAAUAGUAAUAAUAAGAAUAAUAGUAACAUAACUAACAGUCGUUCCUCUUCAAUACUUCCACGUGUAUUACAAUUGCUGCUCACUAUAGCUGGUUAUGCUGUUCGAAUUCCUAAACCACAUCAUUCGGACAAUCAUCGACUUGAUGUUGUUCCGCUCAAUUAUAUUGUAUUUGCUGAAAAAUCUUUGUUAAUCGCUGUGGAUUUAUAUCAAACAACUGUUACAUGGCCUGAAAUGUGCAGUGUUGAAAUACUUGACUCCAUAAUCAAAACAUUACAUCAACCAAUGGCAUUGAAAUAUGCUUGUCCAUCACAGACUACCUGGUUACUUGCAUGUCGUUGCUUUUUUCAAGUGAUUACUGCUGGUAUUAUUGUAUUGUCGAACAAACCAAUGAAUAUGUCCAAAACUUAUAAUUUCAAUAAAAAAGACUCUAUUCCCUGUAGCGGUGGUGUGAUAUCUUCAAAUCAUGAUUUAUGUAAACAUAUUGUGGACGCUAUUCAAGAUUUUCUUUUUUGUCAAAAUGAACCACCAUCAUCCUUAUCAACUGAAGAGUUCCAACUACACGAAGAAUUAGAUUGUAAAUUCGUAGAUUUAAUCAGCGAUUUAUUCUUGUCGAAUCCUGCGCAAUUGCCAGAAUUUUUCAUCAGUCGUCUAAUUAAUUUACUCAGCCUGGGUUCUGUACAGUCGGCUAUUCCAGUCAGUACAACAGUUAAUGAAGAUGUUAAUAAUAGUAAUAACAACAGUGAAGAUUUUAAUAAGAAUGGAUUAUAUCACCAUAAUUCCGUCGAUCAUCAUUCUAGUGUAUCUCACAGUGGAAUAAAUUUUUCUAAAGGUCUAGGUCGAGCUGUUCGUCAAAUGAGUUUGGUUACCUCACUACCUCAAGAUCACCUUAUGAACGAAUCUUUGGGGUGGGACAUUGAUCUUGAUCGUUUGAGACGGUUAACGUUUCGUGAAAAUUUCGCUCGUUUAUGUUUUGGAAAAUUAUUGUCACAUGCUUUUUCAGCUCCUUCAGACGUACGAUUAUCGUCAACCAUAUCGACACCAGUUUUGUUAGAAAACGGUCAUGUUGGAAAUAACAACGGCUAUAAAAUUAGUCCAUCAAGUACAAAUUUUUCACUGAUGGUUAGUAAAACAGCUGUACGCAGUAUCCUGCAAAGAUGUCGUUCUGUAUUGCUUAAGUUUUAUCAGUCGUCGCGAUUGAUUGGAAAAUGUCCACUACCUCGGUGAGCUUCGAUUUUAAUAAAUUAUUUAUUCAUUUCUUUACAAAAGUUAAUUGACUUUGUUUUUUAUAUAAUUCAACUGUAUAUUAAGGCUUAUCUUCUGUUUGGAGAGGCAAUCACUAUCAAACGUUUCCGACCUGACCUGUGUAUACAGAAGGAAAGUGUGAUUAGCCUUUCCCUACCAUGGUGAUUUGUAGUUCAUCUAAUAAACUUUGUCAAUUUCAACAUUUCUUUUUUCCUAAAGACAGCAAGAACGAAGAUUGGUGCAGAAUAAUAUGAAUACAUUCUAUUUCGUUAGGUUCUUACCAGCUGCUUACAACCUAAAAUAUUUGAAAAUCAACAUUACAGGUAUUGACAUACUUACACAUAAGAGGCUGAUUAAAGCUGAAUAUAUGUAUCACGAUGUAGCGAAGAUUUCAAUAGAGUUAAUAAGGUCAUGAAAAAUUUUGUUUUGGAUAAAUAAAGUUUGGGAGGGAAAGUUCCAGAACAUUGAAUUAGUGACUAGAACUCAUGAAUUUAACAAACAUUAGGUGAUUAUGUAAUGAAGCAACUGAUAAUAGAUUAAUGGUAAUAAAGGAAAAUAUGAAUUGAAAUCACCCAGUUAUGAAUUGAUGAAAAAUGAUAAUGAUGUAACUGAAACUUCAAAAUAAUGGAUGGCGUAAUAAAUGUAAAGAGUAUAAUGUUACCAGGGUAAAGAAAGAUUUAUUACUGUUUCUUUUUGGAUUCAUAGAUCUGGUUUUAGACGUUUGAUUGCGAUCGCUUCGGCAAAUUUCAAAAGGUUGGAGUUUGAUUAUUUUUUAAUCACCUUGAAGGACUUCACUAUAUCGAUUUCAUGUCCUGUGUCACGGAGAUUUCUUACUAUGGCACUACUGAAUUCUUUUAAUCCAUUUGAUCUUAAAUUUUUCGGAAAAUGUUCCUGAAAUCGGACAUAGGCUCUCCUUUCUGUUCCGUCAAUGUAACUGCUUUGGCAGAUACAUGUAAAUUUAUACACACGAGUGGUGGUAACAUGAAAGGUAUACAUAUCGACCUUUGAUUGUGUUAAAGAACAUGUUGUUUUGGACAGGACAAUCAGUUUAGCUACAGGAUAAGUUCUUGUCAAUUCAGUUUUUAGUCUCAUUGAUUGACCCUGUGACAUCAUCACCAUUGACCUUAAGCAGUUUCUUUGGGUUUUUUAUCUCCACGUUUUUCAUAUUUCUCAAUAAAUUUCAGUGGGUAUCCGUUAUUCUCUAGACAUCUUUUAACAUCCAUAACUGCCUUUUCUGAUGUAUCGGCAGUACAUAUUCUUUCCCUUCUGUGAAAUAGUAUUUUGACAAGUGCCUUUUUGUAACUGAUUAGUAAAGAGCUAUUGAAAUUAAGAUAAACCCCACUCCAUUAGUCUUUCUUAUAAACUGAGCGUUGAACUGUUACUUCAUUUAAUUGCGACCCUGUCUCUAAUCCUUUUAUCUUUGUUUUUGUUUCAUCUUUUGAUAUACAUAUCUUACAUAGUCUUAUCGAUUUUGGUAUAUUUGUUUAUUUUCUCAUGUUGACUGAUUACCCAAUCACUUAUAAAUUUAAUGGAAAUUCCCACUUUGACAUUUGGUAAAAAAAAAGAAUGAAUUGAGUAGUGACGUUAUGUAUUAAUUAUAUGAUGUUAUAAUAAUUGUAAAAUAGCAUUGAGCAGUUGGAAGAAACAAAAUUUCGAUAAUUAAAGUAAUUAUUUGAAAAUCAAGCAGUUGCUGCGUUGCAUAAUACAUAGAGAAACAAGGAACUAAUAAGAUAUUUUGAUGAAAGGUCAGUAUUUCGGGCUCAUAAAUGCCGUGGUACGGUUGAUAGUGGGGAGAAUCAGCUCUCCCCCUCGAAAUGCUCUCACAUGGCCACACGUAUACAACCACUUCAGGGAAUUCCUACUCACAGCUUUCUCGCGGCGCGAGUGCACUGUCACUUCGCUGUUUUAUUUUACUUUUCCUGAAUCAACGUUACGCGAAUCGUUAACUUUUCAUAUGGUUUCUCUUAAUAAGGACAUCUUCACUAUAACUUCGCUCUUCCAAAUUUUUCCCCAGAAAGUAUGUUAUAAAUUCUUUUUAUGUCUGAACACGUUUUGUGUUUUAUCUAAAGGACAAGACUUGUAACCGGAUGUAAUUUUUUUCUCCAGUAUAUAUUACGUUGAUAUUUGUUGUGUCAUUUUUAUUUACUUAUCGAAACAACUUUAAAGUCACGCCAAAUUAUUAAGAGAUAGUCAGACAAAAAUAUAAAUUCGAGUUUUCUUCGCUGUAUGUAACGUUCGAAACUCCAGUACAAACUUAUCAGGGUCAGGUGUUUUAGUAUUUAUAUCUUUUUGUGAAAAUAAGUGUGAUCUUAAGUUAAACACACGAGUGUAUACUUAGUUUUCGAGUAUCAAUCGAAAUUUUUCUAUCAGAGCAGAGAUAUCGCAUGCAAUUAGUUCACUUUAUGAAUGUAAAUAAAGCAAGAACAAAUCUUGAUGCAGAAUAGUAUGAAUUCACAAUAUUUCGAGGUUUCUCGUCAGCUGCUUACAACCAAAAAUGUGAUAGAAUUUUUACAUUGAGAUAGUGUGAAACAGUUAACAUAAAUGAGUGUAAAUAACUGGACUACAGUUGACCGGUUAGCUAAUAUAAAAUAUUUUGCUUAUAUUUGUAAAUAGUUUCUCAUACACCGUAAAACUCACUCUAUAUAUCACAUAUACUACCAUAUCUCUUUCUGUAGACUGAUAUCAGAGAGAAAUUAAUAAAAGCAAAGGAAUACCUAAUAACUGGUAUGAGAUUCAUUUAUUUAUUUAUUUUAACACAUAGACAUUGGUACAAGGAGGCACCAAAUACAUAUGCGCCACACAAAUCUCAUUUGAUAUGUGUGAGGGCUGUGAUACUGCCCGGGUGCCCAAACCGAAGCAGGUAGUAUCCUUAGGGGGCCACACCCGGAGCCUUCGGCCUGAAGGUCUGACCCACAAGGCAGUGGAGCAACGUAAGGAGAUGCAGUCCCAUGGUAGCCGGUGGUCAACGAUUGGUUCAUACGCCAUUUGUUCCUUUAGGAUACUGGAGCCCAUGUGCACGAUUGGUUUGGAAUCAGGGUUUCGCAACUACCCUAGGUGAACUCUUCAUGUUCACCAACCUGGUUAAAGCCCCUGACAUUCGCUUUUCGUCCUCUUAAUUUCGUAAACAGUAAUGCCACGAGAAGGCAGUGAGUAGGACUUCCUUGACAGAGGCUAUAUACGCGUGGCCAUGUUAGAGCAUUUCGAGAUGGAGAGCGGACUCUCCUCACUUUCGUCCGUACCAGGGCAUUUGGGGGCAUUGGUAUGAGAAAUAAUUUAGUGCUCAUUAACAGUCUCAAUUUUUAAGUAUCACUAAGUUCUAUUAAGAGCCUUCAAAUACCGAAUCCGUUAAGUCCGAUGUAUUAGCUAAUAAUAAUGUAUGACAGUGAUUCUAUAUGGUGUUGAAAAUAAAUUAUGUCAUCGCUAAAUCCAAUAUCUUGGUAGUGGCACAUACUUGUGUGAUAUCUGUCACAAAAAUGUGUAAAAUGGUCACCUAUUGUUGUUGAACUUCGGUAGUUCUUCACACAAUGAGAUCAUGAUGAAAUAUAAUCGAAUAUUUAAUUAAUUCUAGUUUCUCUUAAAUAACGGAAUUCCAUUUUCUCAGAGAAAUUAGAAUAAUGGGAAAUUUAUUUCUCCUAUAGCUGGAAAAAGAAUAAAUAUCAGGAAACAUAACGGUAAGCAUACCUAGAAGAGAUUUAUAAAAUUUUUGUUGCCUCUUCACUUAAAUGGUGAAUUUAAUAUACAACUUUUUUCCUAACACUCUCCAAUCAUAUUAUAUAAGUACACACCAAAGUUAACUGUUUUCUCUCUCUUCAUACGCAGUGCUCGUUUGUCAGAAAUUAGCUACGUAUUCAAAGCGUUGACAGUUAUGUUAACAUCACUUCAGUCUGUUCCAAUACAACAUGACGGUAAGUAUAAAAUUGAUAUUUUUGGGUUAUUUCUUACUCUUUUUAACCUCAUACACUAAAAACUCUAAACAAGCUGUUUAGGCAAAUCCAUUAAGCUUUCCUUUAUAUGUAAAUUUGGUUUGAAAAAUUGUAUUUAUCACUGACAGACUUCAAGGCCGAUACAUAUAAAAAACAUUUGAAAAUGUGACACGUGGAUGGGAUUGUUCAUUAGGUAUGUAGUUUUAAGUUGAUAUCACUUUAGAUGUACCUUUAAGGUUGUUUCAUUAACGUCUAGUUGUGUUUACUUUCACAGUAAUUACUUCAGUAACCUUCAUUUCUUAACUCUGUUAGUUUUAUAAGCACAAUUAUAUAAUCAGGACAAUUGGAAAAUAUUUAGUCGUUUUUAGGGUAAUACUUUAAUAAAUCAAUGAAUUCGCUUAUUAUUCGCACUGCCGUAAUGUGGAAGUGCUCUGUGUCUAUAUGGAUAAAUGGAUUUUCCACAAAAAUCUAAAACACGCUUUCUGGUUAAUUUAUCCGCAGAGUAUAAUGCCACCAUGUUAAGAUUGAUUUUAGAAUUGAGAUUUUAGAUAUUUCAUCGAUUCGCCUAUUAAAUACAGUCACCGCCAUAAAUGCACAAUCAAAUAUUCAAAUCGAGUACUGCGUUUUAUUACUCUUCUUUCCUCAGUUUUUACUCACAUAAUGACACAUCACAAAGAUUUUCUAAAAUGAGCUUGUGACUGCCACUAAAAGCCUCACAUUUGAAUUCUCUGGUAAAUUCAAUAAUAAAUUGACAAUCUCUGUGUAAUUGUAUAUCUUCAUCAAUACGAUUGAUACAAUGAUCUCUUCCAUAGCUGUUUAUAAGUAGCAGGAAAUAUGACUUUUGAUAUAAUUAGGAGUCUCUAUUGAUUCUAAUCAACAGAUUUGCAAUAGCCAAUUACAAAAUAUUUUUAAUGCCACUUCAGUUAUUAAAUACUCCGCCGGAUUACGUAAUAUUAUCAUUUUCACUUCAUAACUCAAAUAACCCAUUAUUUAUGUCAUAAAUUAUACUUUAAAGCACAUUCAUUCUUUGUAAUUAACGUCGUUUACAGAUGAUUAGAAGCUUUGAUUUCUUUCUUGUUCUUAUCUAAUGGAAAGUUAUUAAUAGCAUUAAUUAUGUAACUUAAAAUAGCUAUUCACAGAAG
Molecule: messenger RNA, 10715 nt
Organism: Schistosoma haematobium
Lineage: Eukaryota; Metazoa; Platyhelminthes; Trematoda; Strigeidida; Schistosomatidae
Product: Endocytosis and vacuole integrity protein, variant 2
Exons: 30
Coding region: 53-5632 (1859 amino acids)
Source: RefSeq, a predicted model, not a curated record